AAUACUAAGACAUCUCCGCUAGUGCGCACAAUACCAGGAUAAUCAGUAUUAUAAAUUAUUUGUCUUUUCUGGAUGAAUUUUAUGUGGUCUACAUAGAUCAAAUUGAUAGUGAGGUAUGUGCUAAUACAGCAGCUCGUCUGAUCUAACCGGCGUCAGGCAUGCUGUUCAGGAUGGUUAAACUCCGACUACUCAACAUGAUCGCACCUGCAUACUUCUACGCUGCCACUGUGGUCACGUUUGUCCUCCACUUCUUCCUUUUCAUGCCCACAAUUUUCCGGACCCCAGAUGUGAUGUUUAAUCCCACCAUGCUGGUCCACACUGUGGUCCUUCUGUACCUCAUGGCAAACGCUCUGGGUAACUACACAAUGACUAUAUGGUUCCCAUCUGAGAGUGCCAAUGAGACGGUUGUCCCGGUGUGUUCACCUGACUGUCCAGACAGAAUUGAUGCACACUACCUCCUGAAUGGACGCCACUUUUGUAAAGUGUGUAAGAAGGUCAUUCUGAAACGGGACCACCAUUGCUUUUUCACAGGAAAUUGCAUUGGAAAUAGGAACAUGCGCUACUUUAUUAUGUUCAGCAUCUACACGUCCAGUUGCUGUUUGUACUCUUUGGUAAUUGGGGUGGCCUAUCUUACAGUGGAGUACUCCAUUUCCUUUGAGAAUCCACUGACGUUCCUCACACUUCUUCCGCUCUCCACAGGUUACUUCUUUCUUGGUCUGAUAUCUGGUCUCCAGUUCUUUCUGGUUUUAAUGCUGUACAUUUGGCUGGGUAUCGGGCUAGUGAGUGCGGGCUUCUGCUGUCAACAGCUUCUGUUAGUAGCCCGAGGGCAGACCUGGUGUCAGCUCCAAAAAGGGCAAUUGGAAGAGAGUCGUGGCACCUGGAUGGCCAACCUAAGUGACGUUUUUGGUUCCCGCUGGGCUUUGGGCCUUUUUCUGCCUGUAAGGACUGUUGAGACCAUACCUGGCAACUGGCAGGUUUACCAUGACCAUAAACAUGACUGAAGAUCAAAGGAUUCACUUUUGGAUCAACACUGUAAAUUCUAAUAGCUGCUUAAAGGGACACUCCACUUUUAAGAAAAUAUGCUUAUUUUCCAGCUCCCCUAGAGUUAAAAAUUUGGGCCCGGUUCCCCGAUAACGUUCACUCUUAGCGCGCUAAGAAGACUCAAAAAGAUAUAUCUUACCAAAGUUGUUUAUGUUCCUAAGUGUGUUCCCCGAAGUGUCUCUUAGGAAGCUUCUUAACACGCUGCCUCUAAGAACGACGUAACAAUGACGCUGUCCCAAGUGAAGGUGCUGAAUUAUUUGCGAUCGAUCGCUCAGGGAUCGAUUUUCCACUUCACGUGAAAGUGCAUUACGCCGUUAAGAAAGACAACACGUUCUAUACAAAUGUACCAUUACUCAAAUUAUUCCAAUAACAUUUAUUUUAACAUAGUUUAAGUUAUCCGUAAAAUAUAGACUAUUAAUUAAAUUAUCAAAUUGUCAGUAAUACGGGCAGAUGAACCUCGCUAAUCAUCCACCCUCCUUAUCCCGUUGUGCCACUUGUGCCGCUUCUUGACAUGGGUUUAACGACUUAAAAAAAUUAUAUAAUACACUUUUAAACUAAUGGUAAGGUACUUAACAAUCAGAAUUACUAGGCAAGCAGCUGUAGUACUUCUGUUUAAUGCGGUAUUGCUUGCCAUUAAUGUUUUCAAUAAAAAAACAACCUAUCUACAAUAAACAGAGAGAGUUAGAUAGAGAAUAUGGUCUGAGAGGAUCUAGCAGCUCCAUAAUGAGUUGUCUUGGGAGGCGAUUUUUUUAUUUAGCCACGUCAGACAAAUUGUCAAAAUGUUUUAAGUGUUACAGAAUAAAUAAAAAAAAAUUGCCAUGGGCUAAACGGUUACGGGGUUACCGGUGUUGUGUGGAAGUCUGUUCCCCCUAUGUUUCCCUUUAGUGUUUUUAUAGCGUUUUUAUCACAUUAUACGUUUAUUCUUUAUAUACAUUGAAAGUUCUAAUACUGAGAUGUGUGUGUGUGCAUUUAUGUAAUGUAUCUUGGUUGUUCUUGAUUGUAAAUUAUUUUUACAGUAUUACAGUAUGAAUCAUAUUAUAUGUAUAAUUUAUUAUGUAUGGCAACAUAAAAGUUUUAAAACAAACAGUAGAGAAAAAAAAAGGAAAAAAGACAGGUUAAAAGCUAUAAAACUGUCAAAUAAGAAAUAUUUAAUAAAUUGUAUAAUAGAAUACAUGAUAUUAUUGCUUUUAGUAUAACAAAUUCAAAUCUUUUUUCUUUCUAAAUAAAUUAUAAAUGUAAACGCUAACAUAGAGGGAACAGACUUCGAUGGGGAACAAACUUCAACACCGGCGCCGUCUUUGAUUCAUUCUGAUACCAAAUAAAGUCAACUGCAUAAAUAGCCCUGUAUCCAUUGCAAACAUAUUUUAUUAUAAGUCUUAAAAUGUCCAUAACAUAAAAUCAUUGUCAGCAUACCAUAGUUUGACUUGUACUGCGCUGCGCUGAUUUCUAAAGACUGCGGCGAUAGCGUUUUGCGCUCAAACAACGCUAAGAGAGAGCUUCCGAAUGGUCCAGACCAACCUUACGAAAGUGUGACUUACAGAAGAUAUACUUAGUGAACGAACGUUUUGGGAAUCGUGCCAUAGAGUUAAGAGAGAGGUUAAGAAAUAGGUUAAGAACUACUUAGCGAUAAGAACGUUUUGGGGAACCGGGCCUUGAUUCUUACCGUUUUGGAAUCCAUUCAGCUGAUCUCCGCGUCUGGCGCUACCACUUUUAGCAUAGCUUAGCACAAUCCAUUGAAUCUGAUUAGACCAUUAGCAUCGCACCUAAAAAAUAACCAAAGAGUUUAGAUAUUUUUCCUAUUUAAAGCUUGACUCUUCUGUAGUUACAUUGUGUACUAAGACAGACGGAAAAUUUAAAGUUGUGAUUUUCUAGGCAGAUAUGGCUAGGUUUAUACUCUUAUUCUGGCGUAAUAAGGACUUUGCUGCCGUAACAGCAGCCAAAAAUAGUCCCCUCAGUAUCUUUUUUAAUAGCAGGGGACUAUUUUCAGAUUCAAUGAAUUAUGCUAAGCUAUGAUAAAAGUGGUAGCGCCAGACCCUGGAGAUCAGCUGAAUGGAUUCCAAAAACGGUAAGAAUCAAAUUUAGGGGAGCAUAGGGGAAAAUUUGCAUAUUUUCAAAAAAAAUAUCUUUAUCACUUAAUCUGUUUGGUGAAUAAAACAAUAUAAUUGAUUUGAGUAACACUAACUUAAAACAGUGAAGUACACUAAAAAACAUUUGUUGACUCAGUCAAGUCUUACAAGAGGACUCCAAAAAAAAAAAAAAAAAAAAAACAGCACAACCAUAUUUAUUUAUUACAAGUUUGACUGUAUUUCAUAUGUCUGCGAAAGUUCAUAUCAAUAAGAAUUACCAGAAAUUUAGCUCUAGUUUAAUAUAGCCUAAAUAUUUUUAUUUUGCAGUCACCUUUAUGGUGAUCAAUGUUUUCUUCAGUUGGGUUCUUGACCCUUGACUUUCAUAAAAUAAUUUUUUUAUGACAUUUACAUAAUUUAAAUAAAGCUACAGUAUGAAGUACCACGUACAGUAUUUAUAAUGAGAUAAAACAAAAAAGUAUAAAUAUUGAUUUGUAGUACAGUAUUACAAAUAAUAUGUAAUAUGUACUAAAUAUUAUGUGUGACAAGAUCUUGUGCUAUGAGAUCUCACAAUGUUUUAACAUCACAAGAUUUCAAGAUUUGAGGUGAAAUGCAUUAUAUAUUUUAUCAUGAUUGUU
Paramisgurnus dabryanus is the source of this 3742-nucleotide messenger RNA. RefSeq names its product zDHHC palmitoyltransferase 22 (gene zdhhc22). NCBI's taxonomy places the organism in Eukaryota, Metazoa, Chordata, Actinopteri, Cypriniformes, Cobitidae. Gene Ontology annotation, molecular function: palmitoyltransferase activity. The record is from RefSeq and is a predicted model, not a curated record.